Molecule: messenger RNA, 1275 nt
Organism: Mercurialis annua (annual mercury)
Lineage: Eukaryota; Viridiplantae; Streptophyta; Magnoliopsida; Malpighiales; Euphorbiaceae
Product: vacuolar protein sorting-associated protein 55 homolog
Exons: 5
Coding region: 633-974 (113 amino acids)
Biological process (GO): late endosome to vacuole transport via multivesicular body sorting pathway
Cellular component (GO): endosome
Source: RefSeq, a predicted model, not a curated record
UCGUAAUUGGUUGUGUAUCAAAUUGUUCUUCAAAUUAUAGAAUUGAAUUUUAGGUUUUUAGUUUUUGAUCAUGUUACUGUAAAAUUUGAGAUUAAUUCACUUAAAAGAAGGAUUUGGGCAAGAAUUGAAAUCAAAAAGAUUACUUUUCAUUGCAUUAUAGCCUGUAAGUUAGAAAGAAUCGAAACCCACUAUAUAACUGAAUUGGAAUCUAUUUGAAUUUGAUUUUGCAUUUUGAUUCACACUGAACGCCAUUUCAGAAGUUGAACCGAUUAUUCGUCGAUAAAAUUAGUUUAGUUUGAAUUAUUACACGGGUUCUAAUAUUUUUACUAUUGAAUGUCAAAUUAAUUGGUUUUUUUUUAAGGUAGACGCUCGAAAGUCAAAAUUAUUUGAACCUAAGGUUUAUCAAAUGGUGACGAUUGGUAGCUAUUCUAAUCUUCACUAGGUUGUAGUAUUUGUGAAGGUCACUUUCUGCAAUUUAGAUUAUAAUGUAUUUUCUUAGAUUUGGUCAAUUGUUGAUGUGAUAGCUUCUGCUGCUAACUAACUACUCUUUUUUUGGUUAUGUGCAUUGCUCCUUCCGGGGGUUAAUAAAUGGACAUUGAUUUUUCUCUACAGUGCUUGCUGGGCUUGCUUUUAUGUUUUCGUCUAGCAUUCUACUACAGAUAAUGGCUUGUGUAAUUUACAGCAAUUGGUGGCCAAUGCUAUCAGCUCUCAUGUAUGUGGUGGUACCUAUGCCUUGUUUAUUCUUUGGAGGUGGGUCAACUCAGUUUUUGAUCAGCCGGGAUGGUGGGGGUUGGAUAGAUGCUGCUAAAUUCCUUACAGGGGCAUCAGCUGUUGGGAGCUUAGCCAUUCCAAUUAUCCUCAGGCAUGCUCAUAUGAUUGAAACCGGGGCUAUGUUGAUCGAGUUCACAUCAUUCUUCAUUUUUGUCUGCACCGUCUUGUGCUUUCAUCGUGCAAGCCUCGAGGAUGAUUGGUAAUUAAUACAAACUCUAACAUUAGGCUUUCGUUUGUUUAGCGGAUAUUUGUGAUCAAUUAGCGAUAUGCAUAUAUUGUGGGAAGAAAAAAACAGGAGUUCCUACUUUGUAAAUUACUGGUGUACAUCUUUAAAGGAAGCACCACUAUGGUGGUGACUUAAUAUUGCUGGUCUUCUUUUGGAAAUAGCUUCUAAAGCUCUUCCUUUUUGUACUUUUGUUCUUCUUGUGAAUAUGAGCAACAAUUAUACUUGUAACUUACCAGUUAUUUGAGCAGUCAAGCCUAUUUGCCAUGACUUACUAUUAA